Molecule: messenger RNA, 1912 nt
Organism: Vitrella brassicaformis
Lineage: Eukaryota; Vitrellaceae
Source: the annotation of a GenBank genome assembly
ACAUCCGUGUCAAUAUAGACACACACAUGAAGUCAAAUGCGGACAAAACACAUGCAAAACAAACGAGACACAGACCACGUAGCGCCACACCAACACAGACAGACACACACCAACUAGGCAUACAAAUGCACAUUCAUUGGAAUCGCUGCCUGCCACCCAUAAACGGCUUUCAGAAAGAGUCUCAACUCGUACGCUAUAUUUAAAUCUCCUCGCCUUUUCCUAUCCAUCCCUGCCCUCCGUGCGUCCAUGCAUUUUCUGCACAACCAUCAUCGAAGCCGCCGCCACAAUCAGCAGGGCACCACACAGACUCCAUUGGUCGAGUGCACGACCCAGCACACACACCUGCACACGCAUACACACACAGACAUGGAGAGGACAGACAGUGGACACACUCCAUGGCAUAUCUUACUUGGAUGACGUAGGCGAAGGCCACAUCCAGAUUGAUCACAAACGCUGAAUGAAACCCACACGACAAUGCCAUCCACGACACGACAGACACACACACACAGACACACACACACACAACUGCCCGCACACACACCGCCUCCCCUCACCCCACAUACCUCCCGGCCCGGCCUGUCCGAUUUGCAGCCCGCGAUUGAGACACCAGUGUGAGGCGAAGCCCACCACACCAACAGCAGCCAGCCACCCGAACAACCCAAUACCGCCACUACUGCUGACAUGGCCGUGGUCGUGGGGGGCCAGUGUGGCGAUGAGCACGAGGCUGAUGAGGAUUAUUGACGUGUUGAUGAACAGGACGUGCACCACCGGCCGCACUCGGGGGCCGAUGCAACGCACCAACGUGAAGGCAAUCCCACCUGCAGAUGCAUGUGACACACACCGACUGAAUGCCGUGGUAUUCCAUCAAGUGCAGGUCCCCACCCACCUUCAAGCGCGCCAGCGAGCGCCAACAGGACAGCAACCACACGAGAAGCGACCACAGGGGUCGCCGAGCCGGCGAUGCUGCCAUGUGGCUGGAUGCCGUCGUGGCGGAACAGGACCUCUGGCUGAGCGAUGCAUACGACGCCGGCAAGAGAGCACAGGGCCGCCAAAGUGCACAUGGCCGUCCACGGCUCACCCAGCACAAAGGUGGCAAGCUGAUAUGACCGACAUACCGCAGAGCAGGCAGGUAUGUAUCGUCUCUCGCUUCAUGUCAGAUGCUGACCACGGCGGUGAAUAUGGGGGUUGUGAAGAAGGCAGCCGACGCGUCCCCGAGGGGCAGCUGCGAUAUGCAGAAGAAAAAGAGGCCGACGCCCACAGACCCGCACACAGCCCUGACCAACCAAAGAGAGCGGUGGGCGUCGAGAGAAAGGAAGUAGGCUCCCUCCCCUCCCCUCUCCCCUCGCCCCUCGCCCCUUCCAACAGCUCACCUGGCAACAAGUAGGUGCCUGACAUCGGCAGGACCAAAUGGCGAUAUCCACCGCCUCUCCACCACCAUUUGCAUCACCAGACACACACUGCCAACCAGCAGCUCCGUCACUCCCCUCGCGAGCAGCACAUAGAACACGCUUGUCUUGCCGGCAGUCACCUUGACCAGCGUAGACGAGAUCGAAAUCAGCACGGCCGACGCGGCACACAGAAGGAGGCCGGCGGCCCUGCUCCAGCGGCCCUCGCGUUUUGGUGGAGCAUCUGAUAAAUGGAUGAAGAAGGACGACAGCUCAGCGGGGAGGGGUGCGAACUCCGGCAGGCUGCGCGAUGAAACACCGGUCGGGAGCCUCGAGCAGGCGGGGUCUUGGGCGCUGGUGAUGAUUCGGUAGCCUGCCGCGCUCCCGCUGUGUCCAUCAUUUUGUUCAGCAGGAAUGGCGGGGUGAAACGAUGUCUUCCUUCCACAGACAGGAGUGUGCACAUCGUCAUGGAGCAGCAGCAUCUUGCACUCGCCGAGAGAUCUGCGAACUGAGAUUCGAGCUUGAAG